This is a messenger RNA of Xenia sp. Carnegie-2017, 809 nucleotides long. RefSeq names its product WD repeat-containing protein 90-like. The transcript is spliced from 5 exons. The coding region runs from base 64 to 621 and encodes 185 amino acids. Gene Ontology annotation, molecular function: protein binding. NCBI's taxonomy places the organism in Eukaryota, Metazoa, Cnidaria, Anthozoa, Malacalcyonacea, Xeniidae. The record is from RefSeq and is a predicted model, not a curated record.
AGUCCUGCUACUGGCCUCACUGUCCGCUUGAUCCAAGAUCAUAAGGGAGCACCAAUCACUGAUAUGGACAUUGCUUCACAUAAGAACGAUCAUCCAUCAUUCAAUUCUCCCAGAUUGUGGCUUAUUGCGAGCGCUGAUCGUAGGGUUAGCGUAUGGAAGGCAGAUUGGUCGAAGGAUUUCUGCGAGCUUGUUGAUUGGUUAACUUUUCCCGCUCCAAAUAUAACACCUGAAGGAAUUGCUUUGAAAAAAGACGAUGCGUCUGCGUAUUUGCAUCUACCGCCAAGUUUGGCAAGAUUCUCGCCAACAGAGCCCGAUGUUAUUGUGUACAGUGGUUAUGGUCUGAGAAAACUGAUACAAUUCUACAGCUUGUCCCAGAGAAAGGUUUUUCGAACUAUUUUGUUGACACAAUGGGCUUCUUGCUUGGAAAUAUCGCCUAAGGGUCAUUUAAUUGCUGUUGGAACCAAAGAUCGACUAGUGAAAGUAAUUGAUUAUGAUAAAGGUAGCUUUCAAGAUUUCGAUAUGCAUUGUGACUCUAUUAGCCAUGUGACAUUUUCUCCGACCGGAGAUAAACUGUUUUCCGUUGGUUUUUCGGAUGUUGCUUUGUGGAAGGUGUUGAUAUAGAGAGACGUCCUUAUUACACAAUCUUGGCAAAACAAUAUAAAGUCGAAGGCUGGUGCGCUAUAGUCUAUGACCCGUCAAUUUAAAAACUCGACAUUUUAUCGGCUUAUUGAGAGCAAUAGAGAGAUAUGCGUAAAAUAUAAAAUGUAUAAUACAUUCUUAUUUAUGAAAGGAAAGUAAAACCAGCAAAA